Molecule: messenger RNA, 372 nt
Organism: Candidozyma duobushaemuli
Lineage: Eukaryota; Fungi; Ascomycota; Pichiomycetes; Serinales; Metschnikowiaceae
Product: 40S ribosomal uS14 domain-containing protein
Exons: 2
Coding region: 1-372 (123 amino acids)
Biological process (GO): translation
Cellular component (GO): ribosome; cytosolic small ribosomal subunit
Molecular function (GO): structural constituent of ribosome; zinc ion binding; RNA binding
Source: RefSeq, a predicted model, not a curated record
AUGGCUCACGAAAACGUUUGGUUCUCCCACCCAAGACACUACGGUAAGGGUUCUAGAAAGUGCAGAGUUUGCGGUACUCACUCUGGUUUGAUCAGAAAGUACGGUUUGGACGUCUGCCGUCAGUGCUUCAGAGAGAAGGCUAAGGACAUUGGUUUCAACAAUGAACAACUCAAAAAGGACGGCAAUCUCAAGGAAGGCGUCUAUGUGAGAGAUUACGACGACCAGCCGAAAUCCUGGCAAGAUGUCAGGGACACUCUAAGCAAGAUCCUGGAUCCAGCUCUCAAAGAUGAGCCUAGGGAGGAACUACAGAAAGACCUCCAGCAUGCAGAGAUCAGGACAGACUCAGUUGAGACGACUGGUAAGCCAAAUUAG